This is a messenger RNA of Solanum lycopersicum (tomato), 2253 nucleotides long. The record is from RefSeq and is a predicted model, not a curated record. Lineage: Eukaryota; Viridiplantae; Streptophyta; Magnoliopsida; Solanales; Solanaceae.
UGGGGAUUUUUAGUAAUUUUUUUUCCUCUCUGCUGUAUUUAUUUUUAUUUUUCUAAAAUUUAUCAUGAGUUUCUCUAGUUAUGUUUGUUUGUGUUUGAUUUUUCUAUGCAUUAUUGGACAUGAAUGUAAUGCUAUUUGAGAAUGGGGAAAAAAGAAGUAGUGUUUGAAGUUGAAAGUUGAAAAAAAGUUCAAAUUUUGUGAGAGGUAUUUGUUGCUUGAAGUUGAAAAAUGGUGUUUGGAAGUUGAAUUAGUUUGAAAGAAGUUCAAAUUUUGUGAGUUGUAUUUAAAGUUUGAAGUUGGAAGUGGUGUUUGAAAGUUGAAAUUGUGUUUUCACAUGAAGAAAAGUUCAAAUUCUGUGAGGAGUAUUUGGAGUUUGAAGUUGAAAAAUGGUGAGUUGAAUUUGUUUGGAAAAAGUUCAAAUUUUUUUGAGUUGUAUUUAAGUUUGAAGUUGGAGGUGGUGUUUGGAAGUUGAAAUUGUGUUUUCACUUGAAGAAAAGUUCAAAUUGUGUGAGUAGUAUUUGGAGUUUGAAGUUGAAAAAUGGUGUUUGGAAGUUGAAUUUGUUUGAAAAAAGUUCAACUUUUGUGAGUUGUUUUUAAAGUUUGAAGUGGUGUCUGGAAGUUGAAAUUGUGUUUUCACUUGAAGAAAAGUUCAAAAUAUGACUCGAGCUGAAAAUAUAUUGAGUGCAAUCGUCCUUCCAAUUCUAGAGAUUUGACACAGGCAAAUUUUUACCAGUACAGCUUUGUAAUUCAAUCUAUUGCUUCCAGAAGGAAAUAGAAUCCAUUGCCAUUUGAAAGCUUGCUUGAUGCUGGGGAACUAGAAGAGGAUACAGGAUUGAAACUACACGAACUGUUAGCCAUUAGCUAUGAGCAAUGCAUGCGUUUCGAGAUUCAGCAGCAUUCAGAAAACAGCUGUCCCAUUUCCUGGCAGAAGCUAUCAUGGCAUUGUUUUCUUGAGGAACUUCUCAACUUUGACAGCACCAUGUAUCUCUCCAAGCAUUCCUCUCAGUUAUCCUCCACCAUCAGUAGUUUCAGUGGCCUGCCUAACCCAAUCAGAUGCUCCACAACGUUCUGAGGAGUGGUUUGCCCUUCGCAAAGACAAAUUAACUACAAGCACCUUCAGCACUGCUUUAGGACUCUGGAAAGGAAAUCGACGAUAUGAGCUUUGGCAUGAGAAGGUAUUUGCUCCAGAAGUCCAAUUACUACCAUCUCCUAGCAGGAGUGCCAUGGAUUGGGGUGUUCUCAUGGAAGCAGUAGCCAUAGAACGCUAUAAAAGCAUCACUGGUCGUGAUGUGAGCUCACUCGGGUUCGCAGUCCAUUCGGAUGAGCGAUUGGAUUGGGUUGGUGCCUCCCCGGAUGGUCUUCUUGGAAGCUUGCCUGGAGGUGGGAUCCUGGAAGUAAAAUGCCCAUACAACAAAGGUAAACCAGAAAAGGGCCUCCCGUGGUCAACUAUGCCAUUCUACUACAUGCCUCAGGUGCAAGGGCAAAUGGAAAUCAUGGACAGAGAUUGGGUUGAUGUGUAUUGUUGGACACCAAACGGGAGCGCAAUAUUCCGUGUCUACCGAGAGCGGAGUUACUGGGAGUUAAUGCAUGGAAUUUUAUGGGAAUUUUGGUGGGAUAAUGUGGUUCCUGCUAGAGAAGCUCUUAUAAUGGGAAAUGAAGAGGGUGCCACAGCCUAUAAACCAACAUCAACACACAAAAAAACAGGACUUGUCAUUUCAAGAAGCUUGAAGUUGGCAGGAUCGCCUUAUCCCCAAUGUGGGAUUUUUCUAGGCGAAUCUUUGAUCAAGUCAAGCUCCAAUGCAAGUACUGGACACUAGGUGGGAAACCAAGUGAAAACAUGCGAAGUUGUACGCUUGUUUUCUAGAGCUUGGCAUGUUGAUAGCUAGUCUAUAUGGUCGAAGUUGGGACAGUUACAACAACAUACACCACAUUGUGUUGGAGUUCCACUUGUUAAAGUUUUGAAAUGCAGCUCGGUAGAUGUUCUACUCGAGUUGUUUCAUGUUUUACGUAGGGGUAUUUUCGUCCAGAUGCUAUUUUACGAAGAUGCCUGAAGAAACCAUGUAACGUUAUUCGAGCAUUUCGAAUAGAUUUUUCUGCAUUUUUUCAAGGCUUUAGAAAGUAGAUACAUACUUCUGAAUUAUAUUUGAAAUGUAGCUAAACUUUUGAUUGUUGUUGACUCAAAAACUGGCCAUGCAGCCACAUUUUUAUCUAGUUGAUAUCAAAAUUGACUUGCUGAUGCAUUAUUGAAAUUUU